GCUAUCUUGUUGCUGAUAAAAGGUGAUACUUAGCUUGUUAUCCUUUUAUCCUCUAGUCUUUUGGCGUAUCGUAAAAGUGAACGAGCAAAGGCUGCGGCCACAACGAGAAUCCACUUGAUCAAAUUAUUGUGCCAUAACCAUUGGCUCGUGAUUAUUAGCGACGAUUUUGAAUUUCUCGUUACCAUUCGUCUAAUUUUCAAGGAUGGCAGCCGAUGAAAAAGGAAUGCAAAAAUGGCGAAUCGUAGGUGGUUUCAACGUCAUCCUCGGAGUUAUCGUCUUGAUAGUUCAGGUGGCUACUUUGUUAACCCUUUACGAAUGGGUGGACUGGAUCGGCAUUGGCAUCUGGGGUGGUUGUUUCAUGAUAUCAGCCGGAUCUUUAACCAUCCAAAGAAGUCCCCGACUGAUCUCUAUGGCCAUUUGCGCUCUGCUAAGUGGACUUGCUCUCGUUAUCUUUUAUUCAUGGAACCUUGGUGUCUACAAUAAUUACUCAUACUAUAAUAGCCGUAAUGCCACCACCAGUUAUGUCUAUAAACCGUACUGUGUCCACUACAAUUACAACGCUAGCUUAUGCCAAUGGCGUUUAGCGUCUGAUAUCAUUUUCGUCGUUUGCGGUAGUUUAGCCAUGAUGAUUAACAUCGUUCUAUCGGCCAAUACUAAGGCGAUUGUCGUGAUUCGUCCAAUUGUGCGCUACCCCGUCAACACGGUGAACGCUUACCCGAUGAGCACGACCAACACGACAUACGUCGUGACAAACAGCCGUCCAGCCGCCUAUCCGGUGGCUACCCAGCAAAUGGUUUAUCAAAUGCCCGUCAAUAAUGGCAUGUACCCAACGAGUGGCGUCGUCUAUCAAUCAUCGUCCGGUAAUCAACAGCCAGUUUACUACGCCCAGGCUAACCCACCUGCUUAUACUGCUACCACUGCUACAGCCCCAGUCUAUUACAGUGUUUAAACCCUCGUUGUUAUUUGAAUAAUGAUCAUAUUUCGACCAGAGAAAUGUGAUUGUUGGUGACGUUAAACUAGUGGGCGAUUCGAAAUUACGAUUCAUGAUGAAUUUGGUUUUUAUUUGUAAGUGUACAACUCAAUACAAACGAAAUGGUUAUGUUA
Molecule: messenger RNA, 1104 nt
Organism: Daphnia magna
Lineage: Eukaryota; Metazoa; Arthropoda; Branchiopoda; Diplostraca; Daphniidae
Exons: 4
Coding region: 203-949 (248 amino acids)
Source: RefSeq, a predicted model, not a curated record